This is a messenger RNA of Cuscuta campestris, 2532 nucleotides long. The record is from the annotation of a GenBank genome assembly. NCBI's taxonomy places the organism in Eukaryota, Viridiplantae, Streptophyta, Magnoliopsida, Solanales, Convolvulaceae.
CUGUACUGGCGUUGUCGGUUUUGGUCCAUUCAUAUAUUGAAAGAAGCUUGAUUGAGAGGGUUGCUUGUUAAUUUCGCCUCCCGACUAUAGCGCAGCAAAUCGAGAGAGAGAAUCCCGCGACCGGAAAAGUAAGAACCCAUUUCGGCAAUGCGUUAACGACGGAUUCUCUGGUCGGAUCAGAUCUCCGUUUCUCUGCCGGAUCCGGCGUCUUUUUCCUAGCUCCUAUCACCCCUAGAUCAACAAGGACAGAGUAUUUCUUCUAGCUACAGAUCGAUCUCCACUGAGGAAGAGGAUAGAAUAUUGCGGUCCGAUGGCUCUUCGUAAGGCAAUUGGGACUGUGAAGGACCAAACGAGCAUCGGGAUAGCCAAGGUGGCUAGCAAUUUGGCUCCGGAACUGGAAGUUGCCAUUGUUAAGGCAACUAGCCAUAAUGAUGAUCCAGCUGGGGAAAAGUAUAUCCGGGAAAUCCUUCAGUUGACUUCCUACUCCCAGGGCCAUGUGAGCGCAUGUGUGUCAUUGAUAUCCAAGAGGCUAGGCAAAACCAGGGACUGGAUCGUCGCUCUCAAGUGUUUGAUGCUCGUCCACCGGUUGCUCAGUGAUGGUACUGCCGUGUUUCAGCAGGAAAUUAUGUAUGCUACCAGAAGAAGGGGCACGAGGCUAUUGAAUCUGUCCGACUUCAAGGACGAGGCACACUCGAGCUCGUGGGAUCAUUCUGCGUUUGUGCGGACUUAUGCACUGUAUUUGGAUCAGAAACUGGAGAUGAUGCUUUUCGAUAGGAAACAGAAUGGAACUGGUGGAGAGAUUGUGAGGUACGAGUCUCGGGAGGAUCAGCAGUGGGGAUCACCUCCUGGGUCAAGCAGGGGAAACAAUUACAAUUACAGUGAGCCAGCAUACGGGAUGAGAAGGUCAAGAUCGUCUGGGGAUGUGAAAGAUUCGUCCGCCCAAGAUCUGAAAGAUGUGACACCAUUGAGGGAAAUGAAGCCAGAAAGGAUUUUCGGGAAGAUGAGCCAUUUGCAGAGACUAUUGGAUCGAUUCUUGUCAUGCCGGCCAAUUGGACUGGCAAAGAACGAGAGGAUGAUUCUAGUGGCUCUCUACCCCAUGAUAAGGGAAAGUUUUAAGCUUUAUGCAGAUGUCUGUGGAGUCUUGGCUGUGUUGUUGGAUAGAUUUUUCGAUAUGGGGUAUCAAGAUUGCGUGAAGGCCUUCGAUGCCUAUGCCAAUGCCGCAAAACAGAUUGAUGAGCUUGUGGGGUUCUAUAACUGGUCUCAGGACAUUGGCAUUGCGAGGGCAUCAGAAUACCCCGAAGUGCAGAGGAUAACCGGCAAGCUGUUGGAGACGUUAGAGGAGUUUGUGAGGGAUAGGGCAAAGGCAAUAAAGAGCCCAGAAAGAAAGGCAGAUGUUCAUCAGCCACCAGCCAAGGAAGAGCCUGUACCUGAUAUGAAUGAGAUCAAAGCCUUGCCUCCACCCGAGAAUUAUACCCCUCCACCAGCACCCGCACCAGCACCAGAACCUCCUAAGCCAGCAGCUGUCCAGGAGACAGGAAAUUUAGUGGAUUUGAGGGAGGAUGGGGUGACUGCAGAUGAUCAAGGGAAUAAGUUUGCGCUGGCAUUGUUUGCUGGGCCAGGAGGAAACAACGCAAACGGAUCAUGGGAAGCAUUCCCCUCUAAUGGGGAGCCUGUGGUGACCUCUGCUUGGCAGAACCCUGCGGCCGAGACUGGCAAAGCGGAUUGGGAGUUGACUCUGGUGGAGUCAGCAAGCAACUUGUCAAAGCAACAGGCUGCACUUGGUGGUGGACUUGAUCCAUUAUUGCUGAACGGAAUGUACGAUCAGGGGGCUGUCAGGCAGCACGUGAGCACUGCCCAGUUGAGUGGGGGCAGUGCCAGCAGUGUGGCAUUACCCGGACCAGCAGCAGGGAAGGGUGCAGCUCCCGUCCUGGCACUCCCAGCGCCUGACGGGACUAUCCAGACAGUUGGAGGGGACCCAUUUGCUGCGUCCCUGAACAUUCCACCCCCUUCGUACGUACAAAUGGCAGAUUUGGAGAAGAAACAACAGCUUCUGGUGCAUGAACAGAUGAUGUGGCAGCAGUAUGCUCGAGAGGGGAUGCAAGGGCAGUCGAGUUUGGGCAAGAUCAGCAGCCUAGGCGGACACAUUCCUCCAGGCCCACAACCAAUGAUGCCUUAUGGGAUGCCCCCACUAAAUGGCAUGGGAUUACCGCCUGCAGGGUAUUACCACGCUCCUUACUGAUAUUUACCAGCUUCUUCCAUAUAACCAUUAGAUUAUUUUUUUUUUAAUUUUAAAAUCCCCCCCCCCCCCCUCCCAUUGCGCGCUUUUAAUGUUACUGUACUUUAUUUCCGCGUGUUUUGGACCUUCACUGUAUUCAAUCUUUGUGUUAUUCCCCCCUCCUAUUUGUCAAUGCCAACGGGGUAAAAAAGAGGUGGGAAUAAGUGAAAAACUGUGGUCAAGACGCUAUAUAGAGAUCAUGAAGCCUUCCUGCACUGAGCUGGAUGGACGCCCGCUCCAUUAGUCUGCAUUCCGUG